UUUGAGUUAAAGUAGUACCACAAUUUUGUUUUAAUCACAUACGCGCGAUUCUGUGGGUGUGUCUAUGCACCUCCUUCGCGUAGUUCGAAUUCUGAGGCUGUGUGUUCUGCAAAAAUACCAUUUUCUUUGUUUAUUCACGCAAAUUUUUCGCAGAAGUCUGCUGCUUGGAAAAUUAAAUCUAUUUGUGUUCUUUGGAUUUUGAGACUUUUUGCGUUUACUUCUGUGAAAAGCCAUUGAAUUGCUUUGAUUGGAAAUAAGGAAAAUAUCUUUUGAACGUUGGCAAAACACUUAUGUACAUAUACCACUGCUCGAAGUCUGGAAAAAUACUAAAAGAAAGAAAUGUAAUGAAUUGGAUGUUAAGAAAAUCAACUAAUAAAUAACUAUUAAUUGGAACUCAAAAAAGUCUUCAAACAUACUUCAUACCUACAUACAUCUAUGUAAAGUUGAUAUAUAAACAAAGAACGACUUAAUAUUUUUUAUACAUAUAAAAUCGUAUUGGAAUUGUACUGAACGCGCAAAUAUCGAACUCGUGCCCAACAAUAGCUUGUGAUAUAUAGUACACAAAUACACAAGAAUAAAGUCACACGUAUAGCAAUCAUUACGACUGCAACAGAAUAUAAUCAAAGACAAUAUAAAAGUGACGUCGUUAAGCAACAAAAAAAUCGGAUAGCGAAGGCGCUGUCAAAGCUAAAUAGCAACUCAAAGAAUAACGCUCAUUACACUGUAUAACAAGAAAAUAUAAUCACAAGUAAAUUGAAAAAAAAAAAAAAAAAAAAAAAUCGCCCAAGUAAACUUCAACUCAGCACAAAAACGCCAACGACAUUGCCACUACAAACUCAACACAAAAGAAUUUCAACACAAAGCAAAGCUACUAAAUAAGCGCAUAUAUCGAUAAUCAUCGUCAUCAUUAGCCAUUAUCAUCGUCAGAUCAUCAGCAUACGUGCAUACGUAUUCGACUGGCUUCCAGUCCCACAAAACCACACCACUGUUCAUUGCACAGCAGAGGUGAGAGUGCGUUCGUACGUAACGCUGCAGUAAAUACCCCCACUCCUUACCAGCGUAGGCCAACACUCACGUCAUAGGCACAGCCGCAGUCGCAGUCGCAGUCACAGCCACAACCCGAACCAACAGCCAUGGAUUUUGAUCAGAUACUCUCGAAAUGCGGCGAUUUCAGUCGUUAUCAAUUUAUGUUGUUGACGCUAUUCGGUGUCAUCAAUUUCAUCGUCUCACUACACUAUUUUACUCAAACUGUGAUAAGUUUUGUGCCCGAUCAUUGGUGUUACCAUGAGAAAUUAGCGAAUAAGUCAUUCGAUGAGAUUGCAGAGAUUUACUCGAAAUUCGCGAAUCCUUCGUGUACGCGACUACUGGACAUCGAUGGCGCCAAUGUGACGGUGAGUCCAGAGCGUUGUACGCGUUGGAUCUACAAGUAUGAUUACGGUUAUAGGAGCAUGAACACAGAGCUAAAUUGGGUCUGUGAUUCGGCGUAUAAGGCGCGCGUUGGACAAUCGCUGUUCUUUAUUGGUUCCGUUGUGGGAACCCUCUUUUAUGGUCUACUAUCGGAUAAGAUAGGUCGCUUGCCCGCCUUGAUACUUUCAAACUUUUCGGGCUUCAUUGGUGAUUUUUCGACAAUAUUCUCAAGAAGCGUAACGACGUUUUCACUGUGUCGCUUCAUUUCUGGCAUGGCAGCAGAUACGAACUUUUACCUCAUGUACAUUAUUGUACUCGAAUACAUCCGUCCGUCGAUGCGUACACUUGGACUGAACUUGGCCGUCGGCGUUUUCUACACAAUCGGUCUAGUCAUUACGCCAUGGUUAGCCGUGCUCGUUGGCCAUUGGCAACUUUACUUAGCCUGUACUUCACUGCCAAUACUCUCUGUGGUGCUGUAUUAUUUUGUAGUGCAAGAGAGCGCACAAUGGUUGGUCACAAGAAAUGAUGUAGAUGGUGCUAUAAAGCGUUUGAAACGCGUUGCACGAUUUAAUAAGCGUAAAGUAACGCCAACGGAAUUCGAGGAGUUUCGCAAACAUUGCGAAAAGCAGCGUCAGAAAAUGGGCGGUGACGAUCAAGUGCAUUCGACGCUAUUGGAUAUGUUCAGAACGCCACGCAUGCGCAAACAUACGCUGAUCUUAUUUUUUAAGUCCAUGGUCAUCACGCUCUGCUACGAUGCCGUUUCACGUAAUGUCGAAGGCAUGGGCAUCUCACCAUUCAUCAUGUUCUCGCUGAGCGCCAUUGCCGUACUACCUUCGAGUAUUAUCGUCAUACUGCUGCAGGAUCGUAUCGGACGCAAAGGUAUGGCGGCUGGUUCAUUGCUUGUCGGCGGCUUAUUCACCACCAUGGCAGGCAUAGCGAUCGCCUAUCAGCAACACAAUCACAAUGCGGUGCUGCUGGCGUGCCUAACGAUAGCGGCACGUUUCGGUGUAGCGAUCUCAUACGAGUCAGGAUCACAAUAUGCUACCGAGCUAAUACCGACCUGCGUGCGUGGUCAAGGUGUGGCAGCGGUGCAUGUGGCUGGAUUUGCGGCAUCCUUUUUGGCGCCAUACAUCCUAUGGUUGGGUACAUUCUUCAAAGCGGCGCCUUCGAUAAUUUUGGGUGUACUCUUCUUCACCGGCUCCUUUGUGUGCUUGCUCUUGCCCGAAACGCUGAAUAGAACGCUGCCAAAGACCGUCGAGGAGGGUGAGGUAUUCGGCAAAGGUGAACGCAUGUUCGAUUUCCCAUGUCUUUCGCAAAAGGGCGCACAAUCAGAGGAGGAGGAGGCGUACGAACGAAAGCAAUCGUUAACGGUUUUCGAUCGUGGCGAUGAUUCGGCCGAUGAGAACCUCAACAGUGCGGCGUAAAAGAGUGUGUGUGUACGCAAUAGGAAUGUAUUUGCCGUUAGCUUCCGUAGAUGUUAAGCGUAAAUAUUACAAAAAAAAAAAAAAUUUAUGAAUAUUAACCUGCACAUAAACGUCAAACACAAAAUUAAUAUUUUUUCUUAGUAAUUUAAUUUCAUUAGUAAACGUCAUUAGUUUUUAAGUACUUACCAGUAAUAAUUUAGAUCUUAAGUACUUAGUGACAGAAGCCUUAUUUAUAAGAUACAAUAGUUCGAAAACGCAUAUGAAAACUGGAAUAUCAAAAAAAUGCUAAAUUAUUGAAAAUAUUUGCUUGAAUGCAAUUUUUUUUAUAAAAGUUUGUAUAUUAAAAUAAUAUUUUUGCAUUCAUUGUAAAAACAAUUAACAGUGUUUAGGGAAG
Molecule: messenger RNA, 3225 nt
Organism: Rhagoletis pomonella (apple maggot)
Lineage: Eukaryota; Metazoa; Arthropoda; Insecta; Diptera; Tephritidae
Product: organic cation transporter protein
Exons: 7
Coding region: 1134-2831 (565 amino acids)
Biological process (GO): transmembrane transport
Cellular component (GO): membrane
Molecular function (GO): transmembrane transporter activity
Source: RefSeq, a predicted model, not a curated record